Messenger RNA from Funneliformis geosporum, 191 nucleotides. Lineage: Eukaryota; Fungi; Glomeromycota; Glomeromycetes; Glomerales; Glomeraceae. The record is from the annotation of a GenBank genome assembly.
AUGAACAGUUAUAACGGAAAAGCCAAAGAGUCACCGCCAAAGUGGCAGUCCAGGAUCUCCGCCAAAGUGGCAGUCGAGACCUGGCUUGAGCAAAGUUUACAUCCCAGAGACUCGCCGCCAAAGUGGCAGUCGCAAAGUACUCUGUCAUUUUCCACCUUUCGAGUACCCGCCGCCAAAGUGGCAGUCGCAAA